GCGACGCGAUCGGAAGUGCGUACAACAGAGGCAAACAGUCCGAGUGCCUGACCCCAUCAUUACAACUGCCAUAGUGGCAACUAUCGCUCGAGCUUUCGUUCCUCAUGUCGCAAAACUUGGAUAGAGCUAUCGAGAUAGUGCAGCGUGCUAUAGAGGAGGACACAAGACAGAACUAUGCGGAGGCAUACAAGCAAUACAACAAUGCUCUUGACUAUUUCAUGCUGGCUUUGAAAUAUGAGAAGAACCCUUCCUCGAAGACGCUGAUACGAACAAAGUGUGAGGAGUACCUUGCGCGGGCGGAGACAUUGAAGAAGCAUCUGGAGGAGGUGGAGACGAAGAAAGCUAAACGAGCGGUUGGAGCAAAUGGAGUUAGCAACGGAAAGAAGAAGGAGGGAGAUGAGGAGGACGGCGAUCCCGAGGUCAAGAAACUGCGCGCGGGCCUUACAAGUGCGAUCUUGAUGGAGAAGCCGAACGUCAAGUGGGACGAUGUUGCUGGGUUGGAGGGCGCGAAGGCAGCCCUGAAGGAAGCCGUGAUCCUGCCUAUCAAGUUCCCCCAUCUGUUCACGGGCAAGCGUACACCAUGGAAGGGUAUCUUGCUGUACGGGCCACCGGGUACCGGAAAGUCGUACCUCGCAAAGGCUGUCGCGACGGAGGCCAACAGUACAUUCUUCAGUGUCAGUUCUAGUGACCUUGUCAGUAAGUGGCAGGGUGAUUCCGAAAGAUUGGUUCGACAACUUUUCGAGAUGGCACGAGAAUCCAAACCCUCGAUCAUUUUCAUUGAUGAAAUCGACUCCCUGGCUGGCACGAGAAAUGAGGGGCAGUCGGAAGGGUCAAGACGUAUAAUGACAGAGUUCCUGGUACAGAUGAACGGCGUAGGUCACGACGAUACGGGAGUGUUGGUCCUGGGCGCUACAAACAUACCCUGGCAUCUGGAUAAUGCCAUCAAACGACGCUUUGAAAAGCGGAUCUAUAUACCUCUGCCUGGGCCUGAAGCUCGCAAACGAAUGUUUGAGCUCCAUGUUGGGUCGACACCAUGCGAGCUAACACAGAAGGAUUACCGAUUCCUUGCCGAUAGGACAGAUGGUUAUUCUGGAUCGGAUAUUUCCAUCGUGGUUCGCGAUGCCCUGAUGCAACCCGUGCGGAAAGUCCUUUCAGCGACACACUUCAAGAAGGUGGAGACCGAGAGCGGAAUCAAGUGGACGCCAUGCUCGCCCGGGGACCCGGAAGCCGAGGAGAAGUCGUGGUCGGACUUGUCCGGCGACGAGCUGCUCGAGCCGCCGCUGAAGCUCUCGGACUUUCUGAAGUCGCUGGACAGCGUCAAGCCGAGUGUGACGGAGGCGGACAUCAAGCGGCACGAUGAUUGGACAAAGGAGUCGGGUGAUUCGGGGGCAUGACAUAUGUAUCGUAAAUAUUGGCUAUCGCUAUUCGCAUGUACGACUGUAUUGUUUCGACUUGUAGAAGACAUUGACCACAGUAAUCAUCGGUUCAUACAUGGGCUUGGGCUUCACCCAAGUCAGACACGGC
This is a messenger RNA of Gloeophyllum trabeum ATCC 11539, 1524 nucleotides long. Its product is annotated as AAA-domain-containing protein. The coding region runs from base 105 to 1394 and encodes 429 amino acids. Gene Ontology annotation, biological process: endosomal transport; vacuole organization. Lineage: Eukaryota; Fungi; Basidiomycota; Agaricomycetes; Gloeophyllales; Gloeophyllaceae. The transcript is spliced from 8 exons. The record is from RefSeq and is a predicted model, not a curated record. Gene Ontology annotation, molecular function: ATP binding; ATP hydrolysis activity.